Molecule: messenger RNA, 1961 nt
Organism: Rhododendron vialii
Lineage: Eukaryota; Viridiplantae; Streptophyta; Magnoliopsida; Ericales; Ericaceae
Product: probable anion transporter 3, chloroplastic
Exons: 8
Coding region: 251-1792 (513 amino acids)
Biological process (GO): transmembrane transport
Cellular component (GO): plastid
Molecular function (GO): phosphate transmembrane transporter activity
Source: RefSeq, a predicted model, not a curated record
CCCCCAACUUUCAUUUCCUACUCACCAACCCAAACGCAGGAGAUUCUUACCAACCCAAAUCAACUUGACACUUUGGGCAUUCUUCAAUCCAAACACGGCCUAUCUUAACUUAAACUAAUUUCAUCACCACAUCACCAUUUUUAAUUUAGCUAUUUAAGAAACUAAUGCUUCAUUUAAAGAUCUUUCAUUUGACACUUCACAUAUAAUAAUCUACUCUCUCUCUCUCCCUCUGCCAGGAGUUUUCUCUCUCAUGGCGGCCGUUACUCCAACUAAAUCUCUGCUUCAUUCCUCCUCAUCCUUCCCAAAAUCUUCGUUUUCCUCCAAAACCCAAUUCAAUUCCAUUAGUUUUAAGAAAACCCAGUCGGGAUUAGAACCGAUUCGCUCGAAAUCGGGCAAUGCGUGUUUUUCGGGGGGAGAGGGGUUCGGAAGAACAAGAAGGAGAACAGAGAGGAGGGAGGAAGGAUUGGUGGUGAGGUGUACGGCGGAGGGGAUAGAGAGGGGAUUGCUGGUGGGAGGGAGGGGGCAGGAAGGUAAAUUCGUGGUGCCGGAGAGGUUCAAGGUGGUGGCGCUAUUGGCGUGCGUGAUGUGCCUUUGUAACGCGGAUAGAGUUGUCAUGUCCGUGGCCAUUGUCCCCCUUGCUGCCAAACAUGGCUGGAGCAGCUCUUUUCUCGGCAUCGUUCAGUCCUCAUUUCUAUGGGGAUACAUAUUUUCAUCCGUCGUGGGAGGAGCCUUGGUAGACAAAUACGGAGGAAAAAGGGUGAUCGCUUGGGGCGUGGGCUUGUGGUCUAUCGCCACUCUCCUCACCCCAUGGGCUGCAAAUCACUCCACAAUCGCCCUCUUGUCUGUUCGUGCCUUCUUUGGCCUCGCCGAAGGCGUGGCUCUCCCUUCCAUGAACACCCUCUUGUCAAGGUGGUUUCCAAGCCAUGAAAGAGCUACUGCAGUGGGAAUGUCAAUGGCUGGAUUUCAUCUUGGAAAUGUAGCAGGAUUAGUACUAACUCCUAUAGCCAUGUCGUCAAUCGGAAUUGCUGGUCCUUUCAUUUUCUUCUCAUCCCUUGGGCUUCUCUGGCUCACAACAUGGGCAUAUGGGGUUACAAAUGAUCCAAACGAGAGCCAGUUUAUCAGCAAAUCAGAGCUGCGGUUGAUCCAAGCCGGCAAAUCCAACACUUCGCUGAAGAAAGGCGAGCUUCUGCCCCUCCGCCUCCUGCUGUCAAAAUUACCCACAUGGGCAAUUAUUGUUGCAAAUGUUACCAAUAAUUGGGGAUACUUCGUUAUGCUUUCAUGGAUGCCAGUUUACUUUAAAACUGUAUUCAACGUGAAUUUAAAACAAGCGGCUUGGUUCAGCGCCGUGCCAUGGGGAACAAUGGCGAUAUCGGGCUACAUUGCUGGACUGGUUUCAGAUUUCUUAGUAAAGGCGGGAUGUUCCGUGACAUUAGUCAGGAAAAUUAUGCAGUCCAUUGGAUUUAUUGGGCCUGGGGUGUCAUUGCUCCUUUUGAACUAUGCCAAGACGCCAGUAGUUGCAUCCAUAUACAUCACUGCAGCCCUGAGCUUCAGCUCUUUCAGCCAAGCUGGCUUUCUCCUCAAUAUGCAAGAUAUUGCUCCUCAGAACGCGGGAUUCCUCCAUGGCAUUGCGAAUUCAGCUGGAACUCUGGCUGCAAUAGUAAGCACAAUCGGAACGGGUUACUUUGUGCAAUGGCUUGGAUCAUUUCAAGCGUUCCUUACCGUCACGGCAGGACUUUAUUUUGCUUCAACCAUUUUCUGGAACCUCUACGCGACCGGAGAACGAGUAUUCUAGGCAGAAAACUCUCCUCACUUUCGGAAUACUCCUUAGGGUGUAUCCAAGAAAAAGAAAAAUUAGGUGGACGAAGAUGCAAAUAUGUUUAUUGGUCAGUGUUAAAAAAUUUUGUCAUUGACUUUGGUACCUAUAUAUAUUGUGAAAUAAAAGAACGAUUCUUUGGUUUUUU